UGGAGGGAGCAAUGUGAUCUGUCAGAGCUAGUUGCAGUAAAUCUGUCCUACCAAGUAUUUCUUUUAUCGUAUAUAAAUUGCAGUAGAAAUGCCACGUAUGUUUUUUGUUGUGACUGCUGUAUUGUUUGCUGUAUUGCAAGCUAGCUAAUGUAGCCUUGUAGCUAGCUACCAAACAGUGUUAGCCAGCUGAUGUCUAACGCUUACUGUGAUACUGUUUCAAUCGUUUAUUAUAUUUACAGCGCGUAUACUGUAUCUGGCUUGUUAGCUUGAAUGUCUAUUCUUGGAUGUUAGCUUAUGUUAGUUUUAUUUAUGUCGGUAGUUUCUGGUGUUAGUGAUUUCUUGUUAUUUCUGGUAGAGUGAAAUAAUGUCUUGCCCCUCAGAGAUGGGUUCUAGUCAAGUAAACAAAAACAGGAAAGCUGAAUAAGGUCAGCUUUUUGAAGCAGAUUAAUUUGUGAGUUAGCUGUAUAUACGAACGUCAUCUCACUUUAAAACAUGGGGAGCAAUAGUAGAAUCGAAUGUAUAUUUUUCAGCGAGUUUCACCCUACUCUGGGGCCAAAAAUUACCUACCAGGUACCUGAAGAGUACAUUUCCAGAGAACUCUUUGACAUGGUGCAAGUGUACAUCAUUACCAAGCCUGAACUUCAGAACAAACUUAUUACAGUCACUGCAAUGGAAAAGAAACUGAUUGGUUGCCCAGUGUGCAUCGAACACAAGAAGUACAGUCGCAAUGCCCUCCUCUUCAACCUUGGGUUUGUGUGUGACGCUCAGACAAAAACCUGUGCCUUGGAACCUAUUGUGAAAAAGCUGUCUGGAUAUCUCACUACGCUGGAGUUAGAGAGUGGCUUCAUCUCAAAUGAAGAGAGCAAACAGAAGCUGGUACCAAUCAUGUCUACACUGCUGGAAGAACUCAAUGCCAAAGGAGCCUGCACCCUUCCUAUUGACGAGUCCAACACUAUCCACCUGAAGCUGAUCGAGCAGCGGAGGGAUCCCAUGAUAGUGCAAGAGUAUGACGUGCCUGUCUUCACCCAGUGCAAGGACCAAUUCAUCAAGUCCCAGUGGGAUCUCACUACCCAGCAGAUCCUGCCCUACAUCGAUGGUUUUAGACACAUACAGAAGAUUUCUGCAGAAGCCGAUGUAGAACUCAAUCUUGUCAGGAUUGCUGUUCAGAAUUUGUUGUACUAUGGAGUAGUAACAUUGGUCUCAAUAUUUCAGUAUUCCAAUGUGUACUGCACCACACCCAAGGUCCAAAACCUCAUAGAUGACAAGUCUAUUCAGGAGGAUUGCCUCCUCUAUGUCACCAAGCCUGGACAGAAGCGGGCUAGCCUGAGGGACGUAUUCCAGCUGUACUGUGGUCUCAGUCCAGGCACCACAGUGCGUGAUCUGUGCUCACGGUACUCCCAGCAGCUUCAAAGGGUAGAUGAGAGGAGACUGAUCCAGUUUGGACUGAUGAAGGGUCUGAUUCGCCGGCUGCAGAAGUACCCAGUCAAGGCUAUUCGUGAUGAGAGGAGCCGCCCGCCCCGCCUCUACACUGGCUGUCAUAGCUAUGAUGAGAUCUGCUGCAAAACAGGAAUGAGUUACAGAGAGCUGGAUGAGCGACUGGAGAAUGACCCAAAUAUCAUUGUUUGCUGGAAAUGAGCCUUCAACAUCUGCAUCUGUACAGAAAUUGGACAACUGACCAAAUCCAUUUUCAGCAGUGGCAGCCUCUUACAAAGCCAGUACUUUUAAAAAUUUAUUUAGGGGUAAUGAAUUGAAGACCAUUUGAUAAUGCAAGUUUAUUCAUUGUAGGCUUUCUAUUUCUUAAAGCACUCUUAAACUCUUGCUUGAAAUAUGUUCAGUUACUCCAUUUCUGAACCUCUGCAUUGCAGAUCAAAUUGGGUCUUAAAGAGAUUCUCACAAUAGCAAUAAUGUACAACACAACAA
This is a messenger RNA of Megalops cyprinoides (Indo-Pacific tarpon), 1920 nucleotides long. RefSeq names its product NPR2 like, GATOR1 complex subunit (gene nprl2). Lineage: Eukaryota; Metazoa; Chordata; Actinopteri; Elopiformes; Megalopidae. The record is from RefSeq and is a predicted model, not a curated record. The transcript has 11 exons. The coding region runs from base 493 to 1635 and encodes 380 amino acids. Gene Ontology annotation, biological process: cellular response to amino acid starvation; positive regulation of autophagy; negative regulation of TORC1 signaling. Gene Ontology annotation, cellular component: GATOR1 complex; vacuolar membrane. Gene Ontology annotation, molecular function: GTPase activator activity.